Pistacia vera is the source of this 331-nucleotide messenger RNA. Its product is annotated as tropinone reductase homolog At2g29260, chloroplastic-like. Gene Ontology annotation, molecular function: oxidoreductase activity. The transcript is spliced from 2 exons. NCBI's taxonomy places the organism in Eukaryota, Viridiplantae, Streptophyta, Magnoliopsida, Sapindales, Anacardiaceae. The record is from RefSeq and is a predicted model, not a curated record. Bases 29 to 331 code for a protein of 100 amino acids.
UAAUGUUGGAACAAAUAUCCGGAAACCAAUGGUAGAGUUCACAGCAGAGGAAUUUUCCACUCUCAUGGCCACAAAUUUUGAAUCUGUUUUUAACUUAUCACAACUAGCUGAUCCCCUGCUGAAAGCAUCUGGAGCAGCAAGCAUUGUAUUUACAUCUUCUGUGUCUGGUUUUGUCUCACUCAAAAACAUGUCUGUUCAGGGAUCAACUGAAGGAGCUAUCAAUCAGCUUACACGAAAUUUGGCUUGUGAGUGGGCAAAAGACAACAUAAGAUGUAAUGCUGUGGCACCUUGGUACAUCAAAACCUUUGAUGAUUGUGAAAUCUUUGCUUGA